AUGACUUCUCCGUCUAAGAUUAAGGAAGUUCAACGUUUGAAAGGGUGUCUGGCUGCCCUAGGAUGUUUUCUUUCUAAAUCUGGAGAUAAGUGUCAUCUUUUCUUCGCAACAAUAAAAAAGAAUGUGAAAUUCAAGUGGGCGGAGGAGGCAGAGAAAACUCUUCAGCAGGUAAAAGAGCACAUCCGACAACUGCCUCGAUUAAUCAGUCCGGUCGAAGGAGAAAAACCAUUUGUAUACUUGGCCAUAUCGCUGCAUGCGGUUAGCGUUAUUCUCCUGGCUGAAAGGGAGUCAGUGCAAAUUCCGGUCUACUUUGUUAGCCAUGUGCCAAAGGAAGCUGAAUGCAGGUAUUUAAUGGUAGAGAAAUUCGGCCUGGCAUUGCUCAUAGCCUGCCGGAAGCUAAGGACAUACUUUCUAGCCCAUAGUAUCCUUGUCUAUACUGACCAGCCUCUGAAGCAACUCCUGCACAAGAUGGAUGCCUCUGGACGAAUGCUAAAGUGGGAUGUAGAGCUCAACAUGUUUGACUUAGCAUUCGAGCCUAGAAAAGCGAUCAAGGGACAAGCCUUAGCUGAUUUCAUUGUGGAGCUUACUCGGCUAGCAAUUGAGUUCGUCCAAGAUCUAGCAGAGGGAAAGCGGCAUUGGACCCUUAUGGUGGAUGGAUCAUCCACCGCCGAACGGCUGUGGAGCUGGGAUCAUCUUUCAAUCACCAGAUCCAGCUGGGACAAAUUUGAAUAUGCAAUCAUAUUUCAGUUCCAGGCUUCAAACAAUGAAGCAGAAUAUGAGGCCCUUCUAGCCGGCAUUAAAAUGUGCAAAGCGGCCGGAGCCCUGGAGAUUGAAGCAAAGACGGAUUCCCUGCUGGUGGUUAGCCAAGUCAAUAGGGACUUUGAAUGCAAGGAGGCGUUUAUGAGUAAAUAUAUGAAGCUGAUUCAGGAAGAAAUAAAAACACUAAAGCGAUUUGUGCUCGACCAAGUUCCAAGGUUGGAGAAUUAUCAAGUCGAUGCUAUCUCAAAAUUAGCCAGUUCCGGCGAAGGAGAUGUGCCGAGAACUGUGUUUUGGGAGGUAAAGCCGGCAAAGAGUAUUGAUCAAAAGGAAGUUCUGUUUCUCAGCCGGGUAAAUGUUUGGAUGAACCCCAUCAUUGAAUGCAAGAAAACAGGACGUCUGCCCACUUCCCACUAA
Messenger RNA from Beta vulgaris subsp. vulgaris (sugar beet), 1173 nucleotides. RefSeq lists its product as uncharacterized. The transcript has a single exon. NCBI's taxonomy places the organism in Eukaryota, Viridiplantae, Streptophyta, Magnoliopsida, Caryophyllales, Amaranthaceae. The record is from RefSeq and is a predicted model, not a curated record. The coding region runs from base 1 to 1173 and encodes 390 amino acids. Gene Ontology annotation, molecular function: nucleic acid binding; RNA-DNA hybrid ribonuclease activity.